This is a messenger RNA of Vitrella brassicaformis, 605 nucleotides long. The record is from the annotation of a GenBank genome assembly. NCBI's taxonomy places the organism in Eukaryota, Vitrellaceae.
CUCAUGUCUUUGCGUGUCCCUCCGUCAAUUUUUCAUCAGUCAGUCUGCGCAUUUGCAUCGUCAGUUGGUUGUGUUGGUUGCCGUGUUGGUCUCAGAAGUCUCCUCCCUCCAGCUCGGGGACCUUGGCACCCACAUGGCUGACCAACACACACACACACACAGGGAGAUAUCUGUGUUGACGACUGUGUGUCUGUCUGUCUGAGUGUGUGUGGCUGCCUUUACCUUUGCUGACGAUGAGGACGGCUUUGCGUCUCAGCAACUCGUAGAAGAGCCGAUUCAUCAGAAAUGCCCGCUGAGCUGCACACCACACCACACAGACACACAGAGAGAGAGAGAGGGGCAACUGGUGUGUGUGGAUUGUGUGAGUCGUGUCGUUGAGUCUGACCGACGAAGAGUGCGGCUGCCGCGGCGAUGAGGGGCGUCGUGAAGAACACCAGACUGACAACACACACACACACACAGAGUCAUGCCCUCCCUCCGUCUGAGUGUCCAUACGUGCAGGUGUGGCAGAGCGUUGGGACGGCCGAGAGUCGGCAGUUGGGCCGCUCGUUGAUGAGGAUGGCCAGCCACAGCGCCUCGAACAUGAAGAACACCAGCGUCACCAU